GCGAUGUUUUAUCGGAAACUAGUCAUUUCUGACAUUUGGUCACUUCCACGAGUUUGAUAUAGAGAUGGACACAUAUUCCAGUCACGGGCCAUGUAUAAACAUGAUACCCGGCCCUGUUUCACUCUCAUCGAAACAAUAAAAUUCAUUUACUCGCACGCUUCACCUAAUGCUCGAUCUAAUUAUGGCCCGGACAUGUUUCCGUUGCUCAUUUUAGUAGUUCACAAAUCACGGGAACUAGCGUUUGAUUUUAUAUGUGACUUAUUAACUGGGCUGCGUGAGAAGUAUUUAUUUGUAUACUGACUCUGCAUAAUUAAGUAGAGUAAUAUAUGAGCAUCGUAGCUGUCCCUCGUCUUCAUAAACUGGUUGAGGUGGAGCUUGUGACAUAUCUUGAGCGUUAGUUAACAGACUUUAAGAGGUAGCUAAAAACAGACUUACUAUAUCAUUGCAUUUGACUUUUUUUGACAGAAAUAGCACUAAAAUUCUGUCGGUAAUAUGGAUGAGACUUGAUAUGAUUCUUCUGGACUAUAUUUGUAACAAAAACAUCCUACCAAAGAAUAAAGAUGUUUUCCAACAUUUGGAACAAUCUACCUCAACAAUUUCAAAACGAUCUUGCCACCACUGCAACUUUCGGAACGCUGUUGAUAAUUUUAUAUUACAUAUACAUUCGAAAUAUUCGUAAAAAUGCUAAAAAGAGAAGAGGGAGUGUGCAAGAAGCCAAAAGACUAGAUGGUCCGUUUUCAUGGCCCAUCGUGGGGAAUGCCUCCCAGAUUAGCGACGGGCAUAUCACGUUUUGCCGAUGGGCGGAAAAAUAUGGGCCAGUUUAUCGAAUAAAACUGGGAACUCAUUUUACAUUGGUGCUAAAUAGUUUAUCUGCAAUCAAGCAAGCCAUUAAUCAGCAUAGAGAUAUAUAUUCUGGAAGGCCCAUAUUCAAAUCGAACGAAGUCGUUUCGUUUGGUAGGGGAGUCGCUUUUAAUGACAGGACAACAAUGCCCGAUUGGCAUAAACGCAAAGGAUUUAUGGUAAAAAAGCUGCACUUAUAUGUUGUGUCAUCAGAAACAAAACAGAAACUUGAACAGAACGCCACAAAAAUGAUAUUAUAUCUUGGAACUACUGUCGAACAGCAAGCAAAAAAAUCAGUCUCAGGUUAUAUUGAUCCGGCAGAUAUUGUAAAAACAUCAAUAGGGAAUUUCAUGUGUCUAGUUUGCUUCGGAAGAUCUUAUCCAGUUACAGACGAAGUAUUCCUCAGACUACUCAGCAAUAAUAAAGAAUUUGGCGAAGUAGCGGGAAUGGGGAAUCGCAUCGAUACUAUGCCGUGCUUAAAGAUUAUGCCCAAGUAUAGGAAAGCGGCAAAAGAGUUUGAGACAUUAAGUAAAAGAAUUCGAAACUGGGUUUAUGAACGAUUUGAUGAGAAUCUUGCUAUUCACGAAAGGGGGGAAUGCAAAUCUCUUGUAGACGUAUUUCUUCAAGAUGAUUGGACUUCUAAUUUGACUAAUGGUUGCCAAAACGGCAGUAAUCAUUCAAACUCAAGGAUGAACAAGAUCGACUUUGUAGCUCUUUUUGUGGAUAUAUUUGGAGCUGGUCAAGAUACUCUUGUCAGUGCUCAACUAUUCAUUUUUCAUUACAUGCUGAAAUAUCCAUCAAUUGCGAAAAAAAUUCGGAAUGAAGUGAACAGGGUAAUUGGGAAAAACGGAACUAUUUCAAUCGCUGAUCGUCCCAGUUUGCCCUACACAGAAGCUGUCAUACAUGAAGUAUUCCGACAUUCAAGUCUAACAGCAACUACAAUACCUCAUCGUACUCUGGCCGAUUCCGUUGUCCAGGGUUACCACGUACCUUCAAAUUCUUUAGUGCUCCUCAACUUUUACGCGGUCAACCAUGACCCUAAUUUUUGGAAGUCUCCGGAAGUUUUUCACCCGGAACGGUUUUUAUUACAUUCAUUGGAAGGCGGGUUAGAAUUAAAUAAAAAUAUCAUAAACAAGUAUUUGGUAUUUUCAUCAGGCGCGAGAAAGUGCCCUGGCGACGAGAUUACUUUUCAUUGGUUGAUUUUAUCGACUUCAAUUCUUUUGCAUAAAUAUGACUUAAUGCAAGAUCCGAAUUAUCCGGCAACUGAAGGUGAAAAUUUUGGACUCACUGCACGGCCUCAACCAUUCAAGAUGAAAUUGGUUAGAAGGCAUGAACAAAGCAACGGCACUUCAUGACUAACGAAAAAUUUAAUAAAAUAUUUUUUAUGAGUAUGGGCCGUACAGCGUUGCCCAGGAUAGGCCGAUACAAAGUCGAUAACAAAUAAGUAGAGCAAUUGUAACAAAUCAUUACGUUUGCUAUAUAAUUCAUUUUUAUUGUUUUUAAUUUUAAACAUGAUGAUAUCAAAUUGAAAUGAAAAUAAAUUAUAAUUACACAAUAAAAUCAAUUGCAUAUUUAUUUCGAACGCUAAAUUACACUACUUUGAUAUGGGGUAAGCAAAAUAUGCCAAAUUUACUUUGAAUUCGUAGUAUUUCUAAAUUAUUUCUACACUGAUUUGCAUGCUGACUUAUGUUUAUCCAACUAUUGACUGAGGUUUUCCAGUCAGUCUGACUAUCUCUAUGAGUCUCCAAAUGAUCGCCACAUUAGUAAUCUUAUUAUAAACGUUCGUUAUUUGCGAAAAGUACUUUCAAUUGUUAUUGUGAGGUCACAAAUGCGAUUUUUUCGUUUUUCUUUCUUCGAUGUCUUCAAUUUAUUUCAUUUUGUGUGGGUUUUACUAAUAUUCGUUUUAUCUUUAUUAUAAUGUGAUCAUCAUCCUAGUGGCUUAAGUGCCCAAGUCAUUUUGACGUUUUCCAAAUGAAAUGAGAGUCUCGUUCUUAUUUGGAAAUGAUGAAAAUGCCCUGGGCAUUUGUGUUGUGAAGGUUAAAUAUUAUAUUUCUACUUUUUGUUUGUGAAAAUUUCUUUACUUUGUAAUUUAAAAACUAAAUAUAUACAGAUUCUAAUA
Molecule: messenger RNA, 2959 nt
Organism: Styela clava
Lineage: Eukaryota; Metazoa; Chordata; Ascidiacea; Stolidobranchia; Styelidae
Product: cytochrome P450 1B1-like
Biological process (GO): hormone biosynthetic process; progesterone metabolic process
Molecular function (GO): steroid 17-alpha-monooxygenase activity; iron ion binding; heme binding
Source: RefSeq, a predicted model, not a curated record